Molecule: messenger RNA, 1428 nt
Organism: Lycium ferocissimum
Lineage: Eukaryota; Viridiplantae; Streptophyta; Magnoliopsida; Solanales; Solanaceae
Product: E3 ubiquitin-protein ligase DIS1-like
Exons: 4
Coding region: 338-1255 (305 amino acids)
Biological process (GO): multicellular organism development; ubiquitin-dependent protein catabolic process
Cellular component (GO): cytoplasm
Molecular function (GO): ubiquitin protein ligase activity; protein binding; zinc ion binding
Source: RefSeq, a predicted model, not a curated record
AUUUAUUCUGUGUACUCUGUUUGGCUUAAGUUUAAUCCAAUGUCCAAACGCGGGCCCCUAUAUUUCCCAAGCUCUCUUCUUCUCUUUCGUUUUACUACUAUUUGUAUUCUCUCGAUAAUAAUAAUAAUUUUCUGUCCUUCAACACGCUCCCUUUAAAUUUAAAAAUUGAAACCCUGCAUUAGUCUUCAGCUAUUCUUUCUUCAUUUUGAAUUUUGAAAAGACUAUGAUUAACGGGAAAUCUUGUUUUCCUUAGGGGUUUAACAUAUUUUGUGAUGGGGUUUUUGAGAUUCUAGAUCCGUGUCAGCUUAAUACCUAGGAUUAACAGCUUUUAACAGCAAUGGCAACUGGAAGUCCUUAUUUUGAGGACUUGCGAUGUCAACCUGAGGUCAUUAAUCCUCCUCAGAUUGAAGACUGCACGGACAUUGGUGAACAUAUGAACGAGCUUUCUCAGCAUACAGCAAAACCUAAUGUGACAGUUUCCAGUAGUGUCCGUGAGUUAUUGGAAUGCCCAGUAUGCUUAAAUGCUAUGUAUCCGCCCAUUCAUCAGUGUUCCAAUGGUCACACACUGUGUUCUGGUUGCAAACCUAGGGUACAUAAUCGCUGUCCAACAUGUCGGCAUGAGCUCGGUAAUAUUCGCUGCCUUGCAUUGGAGAAGGUUGCUGCAUCUCUUGAGCUCCCAUGUAAAUAUCAGAGCUUUGGAUGCAUAGGCAUUAUUCCUUAUUACAGCAAGCUAAAGCACGAGUCCCAAUGCUCUUUCAGACCCUAUAAUUGCCCCUAUGCGGGGUCAGAGUGCACUGUCAUUGGCGACAUCCCAUAUUUAGUUGCCCAUUUAAAAGAUGAUCACAAAGUUGAUAUGCAUGUGGGCAGUACCUUCAACCAUCGUUAUGUAAAAUCAAAUCCCCAUGAAGUGGAGAAUGCUACAUGGAUGCUCACAGUCUUCAGUUGCUUUGGUCAGUACUUCUGUUUACACUUUGAAGCAUUUCAACUUGGAGUGGCACCAGUUUAUGUUGCAUUUUUACGGUUCAUGGGUGAUGAUGAAUCGGCAAAGAACUUUAGCUACAGUCUUGAAGUUGGAGGCAAUGGAAGGAAGAUGAUUUGGCAAGGGGUACCAAGAAGCAUUAGGGACAGUCACCGUAAGGUUCGAGACAGUUUUGAUGGCCUCAUCAUUCAACGUAAUAUGGCACUCUUCUUUUCUGGUGGAGACCGGAAAGAGUUGAAGCUUAGAGUUACUGGUAGGAUAUGGAAAGAACAAUGAUGUUCAUUGUUGCAGGACACUUUUAGUACUCUUUCAAUCUAAGGAUUAGGUUUUAUUCAUCUAGAAAUCAGUUGAAGUCUUCUGAUCAAUGUAUUUUCUUGAACAAGGAGCAACCCCUCUUUGCCUGUCCAGAUUAAAAUACAUUAGUGAGAAGGCAUAGUCAUUUCGUGGAA